GCCAAACUGUUACCUGUUAUUGAUUUCUAUUUGUCAACUUGAAACAAUUAGCUGAGUCUUGUGCCAAAGAACCUAACAAUUUACCUGAGUCUGUUUUAUAUUUAUUGCCAAGUUAUUUCCUUUACCCCAUGGCUAAGAAGGGGGCGACAGUCGCUCUACAAAUAGACGUAACCAACGAGGAGGAUUGGGAAAAGAUAAAAACCGAAAAGAAAGGUGUCAUCCUAAUCGAUGUCUAUACGGAAUGGUGCGGCCCCUGCGUCGGCAUGUGCGGCAAUCUCAGGAAAGUAAAACUAGAAGUCGGAGGCGAGAACAUCACCUACGUCACCGCCAAAGCGGAUGCCAUCGAAGAACUGCAGAGGUUCCGGAAAAAAAGCGAACCCACGUGGAUGUUCAUCGUAGAAGGCAGGAUGACCAACCUCAUGUUUGGACCGGAUGCGCCGCGUCUGAUGCGCAUGAUUGUGCAGGAGGUCAAGAAGGAACAGGAUGUCCAAGCAGGAUUAAAGGAGCGUGUGUCCAUGCCUAUUACUUCUAUAGCUCCCGAGGAGAAAAAACGGUUUGCAGAACUGGAAGAGUUACAUGGAGCAGCUAUACGUUUGGAGCAAGAACUGUUGAAGAAAAAACAAGAUGAGUACCGAAUGGAAGUGGCCGUGGCUGUAUCCGAAGGCUUGCCUGAUCACAGUGUACUAAUCCUCUGGCCACAUGCUCUCGAUGCUUUGUCAAACAUUAUGGACCACUGCGAAGAACUCCAAUUGCAAAUUGUAACCUUCGAAAAAGUUGUGUUAGAAAACACUGUUAUUGAUGAAUGUUUUUUUGGUGCCGAACCAUUCCAUCCAGCAGCCUUACGUGUUCUCUCCAAAGGCUUAAGCAUGAUAAUUUUGCUUCAAACUAAGGAAGAAUUCACAAUGUCGUCUAUCGAAGAAGCAUUAAUAAGUAUUAUUGAAAGUGGUUUAGGUGAUAGGUUUAUACUCGAAUAUACUGGUGAGAAAUUGGAAGAACCUCCUGAGCUCGAACUCAUGGGUGAAGGCUACGGUGAAGAAGAAACGCAACCGUAUGAAGCUAUUACUGCUGCAGCACCAGCACCUUCGGAUGUGUCCACCAGUGCACCGAGUGAUUCUGAUGUUGAUGAAGUGCUGAAGGCAUCCUAUCCCGAGAUGAUGGGUGAAUGGGGCCAAUUUGUUAAAACCAGUCCGGAUGCAUCCCAGAAACAUGCAGACAGAAUGUCCCAGGGGGAUUAUUCCAGAGACGAAAGCUACGUGGAGGAGGAAUACGCAGUCCACGAGGAAGAACCAAUUCUGAUAGCAGGUAUUUAUACACCUACUAAUAACAUUGCUAGAGGAUCCGCAUUGGCAGCUUUGUUUCCUUCGGUGGCAGCAGAAUAUAUACCUCAACCCCCUUCAUCAAUACCGCCGCACGUUGCUAUUAUAUUCGACGCUUUCAAAAAGAAAGACGUCAUGGACAUGGUUAAGGAAAACGUUGCUUACAUCAUGAACAUGGGAGUCUUCACCUCCGCGAAUCCAAGCACAGCAGAACUCAUAGCUAAAUCAAUUAAAGAAUACGAACAACAAAGACCACAACCUGGUCAAAAAAUAGUCGUCAUGGUCAUGAAGAAACCAAGUGCUGGCCUACUAUCUCUAGCUCAACUCGGUCCUGUCUACGUAAGUCCUAAUGCUGAAAUUGGAGAAGUCGAGUGCAAAAAAUUCUUCCCGCCUGGAUACUCCGAAGGACCUUUCACAUUGGAAGAAGAUGUAGAGAAGGAAGUUGUGGAAGAGACCAAGACAAAGAAAAAGAAGAAACAGAAGAAGACUGAAGAGAAAGUCGAGGAGAAAGUUGAAGAAGCUGCUGGAGAAGAACCGAAGGAAGGUGAGACGAAGCCAGCUGAAGGUGGUGAAGGUGGUGAGCAGCCUGCCGAAGGGGCUGCCGAAGGGACUGCCGUACAGGGGGAGGAGAAACCAGCCACUGAAAAUGAAGCUAUUACUGCUGCACCCGAGGAAGCCCCUGCCUAAAAAAAAUAAUACUUACAUUGUAAGAAUUAUUAAUUGAAAUUAUUAUUAAUAAAUCAUAUUUUAGUCAAAAUAUUUCAU
Messenger RNA from Ctenocephalides felis (cat flea), 2081 nucleotides. RefSeq lists its product as uncharacterized. The record is from RefSeq and is a predicted model, not a curated record. The coding region runs from base 129 to 2003 and encodes 624 amino acids. The transcript has a single exon. Lineage: Eukaryota; Metazoa; Arthropoda; Insecta; Siphonaptera; Pulicidae.